AAAGCGGGGGAGGGGGGUUUCCCAAGGGAGUGAAAUUCCCAUUCCAUGGGUAUUACCAUGCCCGUGGGGUUGGCAGUUCUUAAAGUUUAACAAGUCUGCAAAUAACUACAGAACACAAUAGAGCCCCCCUCCCUUCCUCUCUCUCUCUCUCUCUCUCUCUCUCUCUCUCUCUCUCUCCUCUCUCUUUCUUUUCCUGCUUCCAAACGCCUUCUUCGAGGCUGAAGCUGGGCAGGUCUCCAAAGGUGCAGCAGCCACAACAAUCCAGCAGUUCAAAGUCAGGCAGCAAUUGCACAACUACCAGCAACUCUCUGAGCCUGCUGCUAAUGAGCUGAAAGCCAGGACCGUCUGAGGAGGUGAAGAGGAAGCUUCCAGCCCUCCUCCCUCCAAUUCGAAAUCCAGAUAUCUCCACCCCCCACCCCAGAUAACUCUGAGAUACGGUCCUUGCUAUUCGCUUGCCUGGGGGACCAUGGCUCCCUUUGGAAGAAAUUUGCUGAAGACUCGGCAUAAAAACAGAUCUCCCACUAAAGACAUGGAUUCAGAAGAGAAGGAAAUUGUGGUUUGGGUUUGCCAAGAAGAGAAGAUUGUCUGUGGGCUAACUAAACGCACCACCUCUGCUGAUGUCAUCCAGGCUUUGCUUGAGGAACAUGAGACUACAUUUGGAGAGAAACGAUUUCUGCUGGGGAAGCCCAGUGAUUACUGCAUCAUAGAAAAGUGGAGAGGCUCAGAACGGGCUCUUCCUCCACUCACUAGAAUCCUGAAGCUUUGGAAAGCUUGGGGAGAGGAGCAGCCCAAUAUGCAAUUUGUUUUGGUUAAAGCAGAUGCUUUCCUUCCAGUUCCACUGUGGCGAACAGCAGAAGCCAAAUUAGUGCAAAACACAGAAAAAGUGUGGGAACUCAGUCCAGCAAAUUACAUGAAGACGUUACCACCAGAUAAACAAAAGAGAAUAGUCAGAAAAACUUUCCGGAAACUGGCUAAAAUUAAGCAGGACACUGUGUCCCAUGAUCGAGAUAGUAUGGAGACAUUAGUUCAUCUGAUUAUUUCCCAGGACCAUACUAUUCAUCAGCAAGUCAAGAGAAUGAAAGAGCUGGAUCUGGAAAUUGAAAAGUGUGAAGCGAAGUUCCAUCUCGAUAGGGUAGAAAAUGAUGGAGAAAAUUAUGUCCAGGAUGCAUAUUUAAUGCCCAGUUUCAGCGAAGUCAAGCAAAAACUGGACUUGCAUUCGGAUGAAAACCAGAUUCCGGACGACCUGACCGAAAGCGAUGGAAUUGUACACCUGGAGGAGCAAUUAGCAUAUUACAGAAUGCUCAUUGAUAGGCUUUCCGCUGAAAUAGAGAAAGAGGUAAAAAGUGUUUGCACAGAGAUAAAUGAAGAUGCAGAAGGGGCAGCUGCGAGUGAACUUGAAAGCUCUAAUUUAGAAAAUGUUAAGUGUGAUUUGGAGAAAAGCAUGAAAGCCGGUUUGAAAAUCCACUCUCACUUGAGUGGCAUCCAGAAGGAGAUUAAAUACACUGACUCAUUGCUUCAGAUGAAAGCAAAAGAAUAUGAAUUCCUGGCCAAGGAGUUCAGUUCACUUCAUCUUAACAACAAAGAUGGAUGCCAACUGAAGGAAAACAGAGGGAAGGAAUCUGAGGUCCCCAACAGCGGUGGGGACGGUCCUUCCCUUACUCCGAGAGCACUUAACUUGUAUACAAAUGACACAGACUCAGACACUGGUAUCAGCUCUAACCAUAGUCAGGACUCAGAAACAGCUGUAGGAGACGUGCUGCUUCUGUCAACGUAAUUUGAAUGGCUUCUUUCUGAGCUACUGCAACGUUGUUCACGGUUGUUUAAUAGGAAACCUUAUUUUAAACAUCACGUUCCGAAAAAUGAUGUAAUUCAUGUUAAGUAUUUGGAAGUUAAUAAAAGCUAGAGAAAUUUGUAAGUUUA
Messenger RNA from Felis catus (domestic cat), 1920 nucleotides. RefSeq names its product Ras association domain family member 9 (gene RASSF9). The record is from RefSeq and is a predicted model, not a curated record. NCBI's taxonomy places the organism in Eukaryota, Metazoa, Chordata, Mammalia, Carnivora, Felidae. The transcript is spliced from 2 exons. Gene Ontology annotation, biological process: signal transduction. Bases 467 to 1774 code for a protein of 435 amino acids.